AUGGAUGAGCUCCGGCCGGAGCUGCGCAUCAACGAGGCAAAUCCACUAACAGUGGGCAUGGAGGUGCAGUCCAUGUCCCUCAACCCCGACGGCGCCGGAGCUCAAUCAUGGCUGCUCGAUGCCCAAGCUGGAUCAGCUGGAGCUCAUCCAUGGCCGCUGAUGCUCAAGCUGCCGUUGGAGCUCCAUUGCCUCGCCGUCCUAACCGACACCGCCGCUGGAUCCACGCCCUCUUGCCCGUCCCAGACCACGCCGGACCUCCCCUGUGCCCUGCCGCCGGCGUCCACAACCGGGGCGCCUCCGGCUCUUUGUUUGACUGACAAGAAAUAUAAUAUGACCGCAUCCACGUGGCGGUCUGAUGACCCGCCUCCCGCCACGGUCAUCCUCGACGCCGUGAUCCACGCCCGGGCAUUCUUGGUGGGAGGUGGAAUGAAUAGUACUCAUCUGUUUGUGGCCAUGGCCUUGACAAAAUUCAAUGAUUAUGCUGAGGUACUUUCCAACAUCAAUGCAUGUCACCAAUUCUUCAGCUGGAUGGCGUCAGGCAUCAUAACGGCCAUGCGUUAUAGACGGAACACCCCAGAGUCACCAGAUGAAGAGAACGCAGCUGCACAGCGCCAGAUUCAAGAGGAAAUUGAGCAGCUGGACACUAAACUUCGGCAGCUGAAGAAUUGUCUUUGGAAGCUGAAGACAACUAUGCCCAAGAUGCUUGACCUCAUUGAUAAGGUUGAGUGGCAAAGCCAUAAGGAAAAAGCGGCUGUUCUCCUCCCGGAUAUCAAGGAUGCAGUGUACGACGCAGAGGACCUGCUUGAUGAGUUUGAUUAUUAUGCCCUCAAGUUGAAGGUUGAGUGUAGCAAAAAAUUGGGGCAAGAUCACUUGCAUGGGACCUUUCUGGAAUUCUUAGACGGUGUCGGGUCUAACGAUUACAUCAGAAAAGUCGACGAUAUUCAAGUAAAACUAGAUCAUGUCAAUCGCCAGGCGAAAGAUAUGGGUUUGCACCAAGCAGAACUGAAGUUUGAUAAAUCAGUUAGGCCAGAAACAAGCUCUUUCUUUAAUGAGCCAAAAAUAUUCGGCCGUGAAGAGGAACUGAAGCAAUUGGUGGAAACACUAGGAGUUAAAAGUACACGGAAGAGAGGUGCUGAAGCUAAUGCAAGAAUGACAGAGUUGCCUGUGUUGCCAAUAGUUGGCAUUGGAGGUAUUGGAAAGACAACAAUGGCCCAACAAAUCUGCAACGAUUCAAAGGUGAAGGAGCACUUUGAUCUCAUAAUUUGGACAUGUGCUUCUGAUGAUUUUGACAUAAAAAGGUUAACCAGAGAGAUUAUAGAACACCUGGGAAAAGAUGCCUCAUCUAAUAACCUGGAUUUUCUUAUGAGAAAACUAGAAAACUGUAUCAAGUCCAAAAAGUUCUUACUUGUCGUUGAUGACAUGUGGGAUGAUAUCUUGAAGGAUGAUGGGGCAGGAUGGAAGAGGCUUUGUGCACCUUUGACAAAUGGUUCCGAAGGAAGUAGGAUUUUGAUCACCACUAGAUCUCCCGAGGUUGCUAACGUAGUUGGCCCUACGAAUCACUAUAAGUUAAAGGGCUUACAAGAUGGGGUAUUCAGGGAGUUCUUUAAAUUAUGUGCAUUUGGGUCCCCGGCAUCCGCCAGUUUUUGCCACAACCGGGAGUCAUUAGAGGGUAUUGGUGAAAAGAUACUUCCAAAGUUGAAGGGUUCCCCAUUGGCUGCAAAGACUAUUGGACGCUUGUUGAGAAUGGACCUAAGUACAUCACACUGGGAAACUAUAGUGGAAAGUGAACUCUGGCAGUUAGAACAAACAGCUACUGACAUUUUGCCAGUCCUUCGACUGAGCUAUAUGUACCUACCCCAAAAGUUAAAGAGAUGCUUCUCAAUUUGUGCAUUGUAUCCCAAGGAUCACAAAUUUGAGAAAGGUUUUCUAGCCGAUAUAUGGACAGCACAAGGAUAUGUGGUGGGUCCCCAAGAAGCAUCAUUGUGCUUUGAUGCCCUUGCAAAUCGUGCAUUCUUUCAGAGAGCAUCUCAUCGAAGUGAACUUUAUGUAAUUCAUGAUCUAUUGCAUGAUACUGCCCAACUGGUCUCAAAGGAUGAGUGCUUCAUCAUAAAGCAUGCGAGUGACCUAGAUAAAGUCCCUUCAAAUGUCCGUCAUCUGUCAAUAUUCACAAAUGGAAAAAUUACCUGUUCUGAGUUGAAGAGCAUUUGCAACAAGAAAAGUUUGAGGUCCCUGGUAUGCAAUGAAUCAUAUAGCGCAGCAAAAGAUUUUGCUCCGGUGAUUGACGAUUGGUUCAAGGAACUACUGAAAAUCCGUGUAUUCAGUUUUAAGCUCUCCAAAGUAAAAAAGCUACCUGAGAGCAUGGGUAACUCGAAGCAUCUGCGUUACCUUGGUUUACUCGGUGGUUCUACUUUCAGCACCCUUCCUUCAUCGGUUUGUCGCCUUCACCAUCUCAAAACUAUAGAUGCUGACGGUUGUGUAUUCGAAAGGUUUCCUCCAGGCUUCAGUGAUGCCAUCAUCUUACAGAAAAUUAAAUCAAAAAAGUUCACUUAUGACAGGGACCAGUCCGACAAGCUCUGCCUAGAAUGGUCCGAUCAGGGAACUAGUCGUAUGACGGUGGAGAUGAUGGAAAACCAGAUGGAAGCAUUACCUCACUGUAAUCUCCGACAUUUGCAUGUGCAUGGUUAUGGAGGUGAAUCUUUUCCUAGCUGGCUCCGGCCCAAGCUCCUGCCAAGGUUAUCUGCACUUCAAUUUUCUGUGUGUCGCAAAAUCAAGAGCAUACCAUUCCUUUUCCUGUCAGAGGGAGAGGGUUCACUUAAUUAUACAACAGGAUCAGAUAUCUCUAGUCGUCUUGAAGAGUUAAUUAUAAGGGCUUGUGAUGAAAUCGAUUGGCAAAGCUUGGUGGUUUUACCUACUUCCCUUACCAAGAUAGACCUUUAUAGUUCAGGCUAUUCCAUGGAUCACUUUGUGAGAAGCUUCCGUGACCUCACCUCUCUCACUGUUUUGAAAAUUCAGACGUGCAAAUCGUUAACAUCUAUUCCCCUGCAUCUGUGGAGUAGCAAUCUUCCAACCCUAGAGAAACUACAUAUUAUGUCUUGCGACUCUCUUAUAUCAAUAAGUGUCUCUGGAGCAAGUAGCAGCAGCAGCAAUGGUGUUAAAUGUUUGUCAUUUCUUUCUGAAGUAUAUAUUGGGUGUUGCAACGCACUAUUGAGCCUUGAUGAAUUUCUGACGACAGAUUAUCUACCUGUAGUGAAGAUCAUUCUAGUUCGUAAUUGUCAAGAGUUGACUUCCCUCAGUGUUGAUCAGCUUUACCGGUUGCAGGAGUUGGAAAUUUUCGAUUGUCCCAAGUUGAAUCCACAGAGGGUAAUGUCAUUUCCAUCCUCUCUGAAAAAGCUCCAUUUGUCAGGUUGUGAAGGCCUAAAACUCAUUGACAUCGACAAUAGCCAGUCAGGGAGUUCUCCAGCUCUGGAGAAACUGAGAAUUUCAUCGUGUCCAGGCCUCAGAUCCAUUGGUGACGCAACAGUUGUUUCUAAAAUAAAGUUUGUGGUCAUACGUGAUUGUGGCGAGCUCCAGGGAAUACGACUGCCAUUCCGUCGCGGGUACGUGCAAUGGCAGAGAAUUUAA
This is a messenger RNA of Triticum aestivum (bread wheat), 3621 nucleotides long. RefSeq names its product putative disease resistance protein RGA4. The transcript is spliced from 4 exons. Gene Ontology annotation, molecular function: ADP binding. The coding region runs from base 1 to 3621 and encodes 1206 amino acids. Lineage: Eukaryota; Viridiplantae; Streptophyta; Magnoliopsida; Poales; Poaceae. The record is from RefSeq and is a predicted model, not a curated record.